CUUGUCAUUACAUGCACUUAGAGAACGAGUUCGUAAUGGACUGGGAAACAUGAGAAAUGCGCGUGUGCGGCGCAGACGGGCCAUGUCAUCUUUCUUAGCACGUCGGUUACCGUACAUCUGUGCACUGCUGUAUAUCAUAGGGUACUUGUGGCUUCUGAUUAUUCCCUCAAGUCUCUUAGGGAGAGGAGUCUACAUUGACGAGAAUGCACUUCAGCCGAAUCAGGUCAAUACAUAUUGGAAUUGGGCGGAAGUUCAUAGGGCGGACCUCUAUCUCAAUGACCUGGAAAAGCUACGUGAUCGAAAUGCCACAGGUUCAGAACGUGCAGAACACUUGAAACACGAGUUUGAGAAACUCGGGCUGCAUGCAGCAACGCAGGAGUACACGUUUACUACCGCGUCUGAGUCAAUUUCGGGCAUGAACGCAUAUGCAAUCUUUUCGGCGCCACGCACUUCUGGCACGGAGGCCAUGGUCAUCAGUGCAUCCUGGGCCAGCAGGAUGGGAGAGGGCUCGCUAAAUCUUAGAGGCGUUGCCACUAUUCUCGCAUUGGCAUCCCAUCUCCGAAGAUACUCACACUGGGCAAGAGACAUAAUCUUUGUUGUCGGAGACGACCACUUACCUGGCAUGCAAGCCUGGUUAUCUGCUUACCAUGCUGAGGUUCAAGCAAAUCUUGAUGUUCAACCACUGGAGUUUAUGUCGGGUGUCAUUUGGACCUCACUUAAUAUCGACUACCCUGGACACUCAUUCUCUCAUUUAGGUGUCUUCCAUGAGGGACUGAACGGCAGGUUGCCAAACCAAGAUUUAAUUAACUCCUUCCAGAUCAUUGCGCAAGGCACGGGCGGUGUACCAGUUGUGCUUUAUGACCAUUUGGACCCAAGAGAUUCUGACGAUAAAUCAUAUCCUCCCGCUUGGGUCCCAGCCCUGAUUCGAAACAAUCCGACGGCGCUUGAUUUCUCUGUCCGUGCUCGUAAUAUUGCUCGACACAUGUAUUACCAAGCAUCAGGCAAAGGGAGUGGUGUGCAUGCCUUGUAUCAUAGAUAUCGUAUAAAUGCUAUUACACUGUUCGCGGUCCCUGCUCAUGGUCCUCAUGGUUUUUUCACACUUGGAAAGACUGUUGAAUCGACGUUACGCACUAUGAAUAACUUGCUAGAACGGUUGCACGCAUCGUUUUACUUUUAUAUCUUGACCACUCCUAGGACCUUCUUGAAGAUUGGCCAUUAUCUUCCAAGCGUUAUCUUGAUCAGUGUCGCCACGAUGUUUACUGGUCUUCGGACCUGGGUCAAUGCCGGAUGGCGCAGAGAGGCUACAGAGAAGAAAUCUGUCGGAGACAGUGAUGAUGAAUGGAUCCAGCGCCGCCGCCCCGUCCUGAAUUCUCUUCUUGUUAUGUUGGCUACGCAUGCCAUAGGCGCAAUUAUCUUCCUCAUCUCAUGGAAGGGAUGGCUGUUCUCCGAGGGUUUCUUCAACUUCACCCUGACGCCAACUCAUGUUGGUGCAACAGUUGUGAAAUUAUUUGUUCUCUCCAACUUAUGCGCUUGGCUCUCAUACCGCAUGGAAUCAUCCAGUAAAUCAAUCGACGUCACUCCUCCGUCUGAAAUUUUACAAGCGCUUACUCUCUGCAUAACUUCGACACUCAUCUCCGUAAUGUCACUUCUCAACUUUUCACUUGCCGCACUUCUUUGCGUUGUACUUAUCCUUCCGCUCAUACUGUUCCUCCCUUCGUCGUCGGACUCACGCAUGUAUCGUGACAUCAAGCACAUGCUGCUCGUCAUCCAUUCAAUGUUUGUACUGGCUAUUAGCGUGAAUAGUGGUUCACUUUGGGACUGGAGCGUCCUCGGUGUCUGGUAUGCGCCGUUUAUGUCCAUUGUAUGCGUUCCGAUUUUGUUACAGGCUGCUAUCGUUUGUGCAUUAUCGUAAUUGAUAAUACGGAAAAGUAGAGGUUAUUUUUAUAUAGCCUCGUUUGUUGCUC
Fomitiporia mediterranea MF3/22 is the source of this 1964-nucleotide messenger RNA. Its product is annotated as Gaa1-like protein. The record is from RefSeq and is a predicted model, not a curated record. Lineage: Eukaryota; Fungi; Basidiomycota; Agaricomycetes; Hymenochaetales; Hymenochaetaceae. Gene Ontology annotation, cellular component: GPI-anchor transamidase complex; membrane. Gene Ontology annotation, biological process: attachment of GPI anchor to protein. The transcript is spliced from 11 exons. Bases 50 to 1912 code for a protein of 620 amino acids.